Molecule: messenger RNA, 1837 nt
Organism: Prunus avium (sweet cherry)
Lineage: Eukaryota; Viridiplantae; Streptophyta; Magnoliopsida; Rosales; Rosaceae
Product: aspartyl protease family protein At5g10770-like
Biological process (GO): proteolysis
Molecular function (GO): aspartic-type endopeptidase activity
Source: RefSeq, a predicted model, not a curated record
AACUGUACUUUUCAUCUGUAAAUGCUUGGAAAUUGAGGCCGAUAAACCCAGUUGACAUCCCUCUCUCCAAUUAGCCUAUAGUUUCUCCUUAAAUAAGGCCAAGAUUACAUUACAGCAGCAACUCAAUAAUCUAGAGGCAAUCUUGUUAAUUAUUCAUGGCAACUCCCAUUAUUUCUAGCUCCUCCUUCCUUAGGUUUUUCAUGGGUUUCUUCUCUGUAUUUCUAUGCCUAAUUCUCUGCUCUUUCGACAACGGAUUUGCUUUGGCAGCAAGAGAUACAAAACCCCACCCUCUCCCACAUACCACUCACACAGUUGAAGUAAAGUCUCUUCUACCACCAACUACCUGCAGCCCCUCCACCAAAGGUCAUAAAAAUAACAAGGCAUCAUCGGUAUUGAAAGUGGUGCACAAACAUGGGCCAUGCUCCAAAUUCCACAAAUCAUCAAAAACUUCAACCACAACUUGUGAUGAAAAAUACCAUACUCAAAUCCUCAAGCAAGACCAAGCCCGAGUCAACUCAAUUCACUCCCGCCUCAACCACAACAACAACAGAGACCCACUCACCCAAUCCGCCGCCACCACCCUCCCCGCCAAGUCUGGUGACAUUAUCAGCUCAGGGAACUACAUUGUCACUGUCAGCCUUGGUACACCCGCCAAGCAACUCUCCCUCAUCUUUGACACUGGCAGCGACCUCACCUGGACCCAAUGUCGCCCAUGUGUUCGAUCUUGUUACACACAGAGCGAGCCCAUCUUCGACCCUUCUCUCUCCACCUCAUACAAAACCAUCUCAUGUACCACCGCCGCAUGUACUCAGCUCUUAUCUCUUGGCGUCGAACAAAGCUGCUUCGACUCCACCUGCCUCUACGCCGCCGAGUACGGUGACAUGUCCUUCUCUAUCGGGGUCUUUGGCAGCGAAAAGCUUACAUUGACCCCCACGGACGUUUUUGAAGGUUUCCUCUUCGGCUGCGGCCUAGACAACGAAGGCCUUUUCAACGGAUCCGCUGGUUUGCUCGGUCUCGGCCGAAGCAACAUCUCCAUUGUCGAACAAACCGCCAAUAAAUACAACAGGUUCUUCUCCUACUGCCUCCCCUCCACCUCGUGCUCCCCCGGCUACCUCAGAUUCGGCAAAGGCGGCAGAUCUUCCAACGCCGUCAAGUUCACGACCCUCUCCACCGUCUCCCAAGGCAACCCGUAUUACGGCCUCAACGUCACCGGGAUCAAUGUCGGCGGGACUAAAUUGCCGAUUUUGGCUUCGGUCUUUUCUAGGGGGACGAUAAUAGAUUCCGGAACGGUGAUCACGCGGCUGCCGCCGGCGGCGUACAGUGCGUUGAGGGCGGCGUUUCUUCAAGCAAUGAUGAGCUAUCCGUUGACUGAGUCCGCGUUCGACAUACUCGACACUUGCUACAACUUCAGCAGCUUCAAAACGGUGUCGUAUCCGAGUAUUUCGUUUGUGUUUGGUGACGGGCUUACGCAAGACUUGGACGCGACUGGGAUAUUCUACGCGGUGAGCGUGGAUAUGGUUUGCUUGGCGUUCGCCGAAAACGAGGAUGACAGUCAGAGUGGGAUUAUUGGGAAUGUUCAACAGAAGAGGUUGGAGGUUGUGUAUGACGUCGCUGGAGGAAGAGUCGGAUUUGCCCCUGCAGGUUGCCCUUGAGUAAUGAAGAUCGUCCAUGGGGUAUAAUUGUAUUACAAACAGCUUGCUAGUUGUAGAAUAAAGCAUUGGGUUACAUAUUUGUGUGUAAUGGGACUGGAUUGAGAAAGUACCCCAAUUCUUAUGUAUUUCUGUUGUAUGUGUUUGUCUCCUGGUUUUCUUUUUUUAAUAAAACAUUUUUGUUUUUA